AUGUGGAAGGCCAAGGACAUGGGCUAUGGCCGGGCCUGCCCCGCUCAGGCCCCCUGCCCGGCGGCCGUCUGUGUCCCCAGCCUUCCUCCGAUCGCCCGUGGGGCGGGCCGCUUCGUCCAGCAGCCUCGCUCUGCUACUCUGGCCAUGACUUCCAUGCGGGCGGCCCUUUUUAACCCCGAAGUGAGACAGGCCGACGGUCGCAAGGUCCUGCGGUCAAGCAUCCGGGAGUUCCUGUGCAGCGAAGCCAUGUUCCACCUGGGGGUCCCCACCACACGGGCCGGUGCCUGUGUCACGUCCGAGUCCACGGUGGUGCGCGACGUGUUCUAUGAUGGUAAUCCCAAAUAUGAACAAUGCACGGUUGUGUUGCGUAUAGCUUCCACUUUCAUAAGGUUUGGAUCGUUUGAGAUUUUUAAGUCCGCAGAUGAGCACACAGGGCGUGCAGGCCCCAGCGUGGGGAGGAACGACAUUCGCGUGCAGCUGCUUGACUAUGUCAUCAGCUCCUUUUACCCUGAGAUCCAGGCUGCUCACGCCAGUGACCGCGUGCAGAGAAACGCUGCCUUCUUCCGGGAGGUGACGCGGCGCACGGCGUGGAUGGUGGCUGAGUGGCAGUGCGUGGGCUUCUGCCACGGCGUGCUCAACACCGACAACAUGAGCAUCCUGGGGCUCACCAUCGACUACGGGCCCUUCGGCUUCCUGGACAGGUACGACCCUGACCACGUGUGCAAUGCCUCCGACAACACCGGCCGCUACGCAUACAGCAAGCAGCCGGAGGUGUGCAAGUGGAACCUGCAGAAGCUGGCCGAGGCCCUGCAGCCAGAGCUGCCCCUGGAGCUGGGCGAGGCCAUCCUGGCCGAGGAGUUUGAUGCCGAGUUCCAAAGGCACUACAUGCAGAAGAUGCGCAGGAAGCUGGGCCUUGUGCAGCUGGAGCUGGAGGAAGACAGGGCGCUGGUGUCCAAGCUCCUGGAGACCAUGCACCUGACCGGUGCUGACUUCACAAACACCUUCUUCUUGCUGAGCUCCUUCCCAGUGGAGCUGGAGUCGCCAGGCCUGGCAGAGUUCCUGGCCAGGCUGAUGGAGCAAUGUGCCUCCCUGGAGGAGCUGAGGCUGGCCUUCCGGCCCCAGAUGGAUCCCCGGCAGCUAUCCAUGAUGCUGAUGCUGGCACAGUCAAACCCGCAGCUGUUCGCACUCAUGGGCACCCGGGCAGGCAUUGCCAGGGAGCUGGAGCGUGUGGAGCAGCAGUCUCGGCUGGAGCAGCUAAGCAUGGCAGAGCUGCAGAGCCGGAACCAGGGCCACUGGGCCGACUGGCUGCAGGCGUACAGAGCCCGGCUGGACAAGGACCUGGAAGGCGCCAGGGAUGCUGCUGCCUGGCAGGCUGAGCGUGUGCGCGUGAUGCACGCCAACAACCCCAAGUACGUGCUGAGGAACUACAUCGCGCAGAAUGCCAUCGAGGCUGCCGAGCGCGGGGACUUCUCAGAGGUGCGGCGGGUGCUGAAGCUACUGGAGAACCCUUACCACUGCGAGGCGGGGGCUGCCACAGAUCCCGAGGCCACGGAGGCCGACGGGGCGGAUGGCAGGCAGCGCUCCUACAGCAGUAAGCCCCCGCUCUGGGCAGCCGAACUGUGUGUGACAUGAUCUUCGUAAUGGCCUCGGCACGCGCUCCACACCCCUGGAGCCUCCCGAGGCCCCCGUGUGCUGCUGAGUGGCCAAGACGGUGCUGGGCUGCCCUCUGCACUGGGGGAUCCUGCCUGGGCCCAUGCACACCUGUCUUUCCAUGAUGGCAGAGACAUCCAGUCAGGACCUGACCCGUCUCUGUCUGAGGCCAGCUCAGCAGUGCAGCCUGGUCCCUGGGGGCUGGACCCAGGCUCCUAAAUAAACCAGCAGCUCCCUC
This is a messenger RNA of Mandrillus leucophaeus (drill), 1888 nucleotides long. It is a transcript of the gene SELENOO, whose product is annotated as selenoprotein O. The transcript has 10 exons. Bases 1 to 1632 code for a protein of 543 amino acids. Lineage: Eukaryota; Metazoa; Chordata; Mammalia; Primates; Cercopithecidae. The record is from RefSeq and is a predicted model, not a curated record.